AUUGGAACUUAGAUCUUCAAAAUAUGAAAUUACCCACUGCUAGUUGUAGGUGUUUCAACCACUGCUUAUAGAAGGCUCCCCGAGUCCACGGACUGGCCGCUCUGAACAUCAUCAUCACCUACUUCUAAAGCAGAGCAUACACCUAGACCUACAAGGGUACAUGCUAAGUUAUAAGUCAAGAUAGUGAUAGUAUCUUCAUACGACUUGCGCCUCUCACCAGCUACGACUACAACUCACGACCAGCACAUCAAAAUGAGUGUAGGGGCAUCAGGUUCUCGGGACAAGACGCCUAUGCGCAGUGCAGGCAGAAAGAAGUCGCUUCCCAAGUCCACCCCACGUCUAGUGCACAGAGCAAAAAGCGUCACUGCUUCAGCAUUAAGGCUACUGCUUCGUCCCCAUAUAAGUAAUUGUUUAUCUUGAGAGGAAGCAUCUUUGACGGGCUGUUCAUGCUUCCAGCGGGAGGAAAACUAUGGUCAAAGAUAUUUGUAAGUCUACGCAAGUAAGUACCUCAAAGUAAAUGCGAAUCAAUAUGGGUAGGACUUCUCAAGGUCUAAAAACUACAGCGGGACCGUUUUUGCCGAAGACCUUCUUCGUAUGGAUGUUUUUAUGCAAUCUAGCCUCCGCUUGCUGGCAAACCCUUUACUAUGCAGGAUUCGUUAGCGACAUGAUUGUGCCAGAGGUGGUGAUUGCCACUAUAAAGAUGCUGCUGGAAACCGUCUAUGGGGACUUGAGGACAGAUUUAUGUCUGAAACAAAGCAUGAGUUCUCUGUGUUUGGUAAGAGAGAGUGCGUGGUACGAUAGCUUUGAAGAACUUCAACUUCUUUCAAGAUCUAAGUCGGAUGACUAUAGUUGAACAUGUUAAUUAAUUGUUUGAAAGGGCGGCGGCGUAGAGUCCUAACGCAAAAAAAUGAAAUCUACGGUUGCUAGGAACAGGACGUACCAUCAGGGAUUAUACACACAUAUGAGACAUUGUGACUAGCAGACAUUGAAACACUUCUGGGAAGAUAUCUCCCCUCUCGCAUACCACACCUCUAACUUCCAGGCUGGACUUGAUUGCGCAUCAUAUAGUGUUUUACCUUGCGGCGAUCCUUUGCCUACGGUGGUGGACGCCAUUCGGUUUGGAUGGGAGUGCGUAUUUGAACUUUUGUGAUUGGACACAGCAACAUACAAUGUGUGACGGUUCUUUCAAAUAAUAUCUUCAUAUGCACUUGUUCUGCCUUCGAAGGUGAGACCUCUGGGGCUGACAGGACCACGACAGCGCCAGCGCUUAUUUAGUAGUAGAUAAGCACUUGCCUGACUUUUCUUUUUUCGGUUUUUGUUUUUUCUAGUUAGGUACGCUCCACCAACUUCAUAAGCACUUGUUCUAGGGUAGUAACUUCUUUCAUACAUCACUUGAGCCUGCAGUUCUUUUCUUCAACGUCAACGCCUGCAAUUCUUUCAUACCAGGUACACACCAGCUUUCGUUCAUGGCCUAUGCAUUCACUACGCCAUGGUUUUUGCGAGCAUCAGGAAGAUCUGCGCCUUCGCGCCACCUCAAUCUGAAGACGGAACCUGGGUAACACGGACACUACAAGACCUGUUCCCUACUGCUGAGGAACGGAGACAAUUGGAUACUGUGUGUUGCCGGGUAUUAAGGCUACAACUGGUGGGACGAGGAUCACAUCAAUCUACCUAGCUAUCGCAAUCACCGAUUAGUAUUGUCGAAUUUCCUGAAAUAAAAGGGAUGCAGCUAGUACCUAGUGAUGAAAAGUGGCGCGUUGUUGUCUUAUUUUUCAAUCUCUAAGAUCCCUCUUAGCAGUGUGGCUUCCGAUUGCGUCGUGGCGCAGUCUAGGUUUGUUCUUCGAGGGAUGCGGCUUCGACGUUUUCUCAUCAAGUUACGAAGACUGGUGACUAAGUUAGAUGUACUUGAAACAGGAUCUUCCAGAACCUAAGAUCUGUAACCACAUUUUUCACACCAACCAAAUGCUACGUAAAUAACAUAAUGAUAAUAGAUUGUUGUAGUUCCCCCUGUUAAGUACCCCUACCCAAAAUAAACUCUCACAUGUUACUUUCAUCCCACCGCAACUAGAGGUCAAGCAUCCGAGUGGCUCCUCUUGCUAUUUGGCGUGGUUUUCUUGGUACUCGAUUUGAAGUGGACACGCUGGGACCUGUAUCGCGACGUGUUGUUCGGCAAGGUCGUUCGACGCAGUAUCUACCCUGGUCGAUGGUGGAGGCCUUAGGUUCACUGAAGACUGAGAGGAUAUAAUUAUAGACUUAUAAAAUAUAUUCCAUGCCCUGUAGUUCUCGUCAACAUGAGCAUGAUGUGCAAAAAAAAAGAGAAUGCAGAAACAUAACGAGCUCUCCAUGGUUAAUGUUUUCGAGCUACUAGAGAUACAUAAUCUAGCUACUUAUUAGCUUCUAGUGUUCAUUUCUUAUCUGUUGUCAUCUUCUUGGAAAUUGGGAUAUACGAGUGAAUGCAUAGAAGGAAACCACUCCACAAUUCUUGUAAAAAAAUGUUGUUGUUUUAACCAAGGUUUCUAGCGACCUUGAUGAUGUAAAAUACAUUUUCCGUCUACACAACAUACGUAGAUGUCGUAAACUUUGGAGGACGUAGACGUUGAUGGGAAGGAUCUUGUGCAAGGUGGACGUGAAGAACAAAGCGCAGGAAUCCAUCUUCUUAUCUUGCUGGUACUUACAUUAAGGCUCAGCUUUCAAUGGUCACCAUUGAGAUUGGGGUCACUGAGAUCGAAGAAGUAACCUCCCCUUGAGAGGAGAACAGGGGAAAAGGAAGUUAAAGGGGAGAGCUUUGGAGGGGGUCUCUUCCGUUCAGCAUCGCUGACCAUUGAGUGCUGAGCUUUAAUUACACGAGAAAGAAAGAAGAUACUUUUUAUGUAGAAUUUUUAGAGAAGC
Amoebophrya sp. A25 is the source of this 2889-nucleotide messenger RNA. NCBI's taxonomy places the organism in Eukaryota, Dinophyceae, Syndiniales, Amoebophryaceae. The record is from the annotation of a GenBank genome assembly.